Messenger RNA from Magallana angulata, 722 nucleotides. RefSeq lists its product as uncharacterized. The transcript has 3 exons. Lineage: Eukaryota; Metazoa; Mollusca; Bivalvia; Ostreida; Ostreidae. The coding region runs from base 18 to 638 and encodes 206 amino acids. The record is from RefSeq and is a predicted model, not a curated record.
AUUUCGAAAUUGCUUUCAUGCAGAAUUUUGACAUGCAGUAUAUUGUUCCAGAGAAAGAACCUUUAUUUAAUGAGACAAUUCCGUUGAUGCAAUGCAUGGUUCUUUGUUUGUCAAUGUCAUCAUGUCUGUCUGUGUUUGUUUCAAACAAAAAUACUUGUAAUGGAUACCACUUUACACAUCGCCACCCUACAGGAAUACAGUUUCACCGUUCCGAAGAUGAUUCAUAUUUCUACAAAGUACACGAAUGCAACACACCUGGUUACACCUGGAAUUCAACACACCAGUAUUGUUACAAGUAUCAUACAACGAGAAAAACAUACGAAGAGGCACGAACAGCGUGUAGUCAAGACGAUCCUAGAAGUCACUUAUUUCUUGUGGACUCUGAACGUGACUUCGUGUUUUUACAGUAUAUAAUCGAUCUUUAUGGGAAAAUAAUGUACCUACAAGGAAUAAGAAAAGACAGGUCCUCACCCUUGCUAAAUGACUUCGGUGGAGAAAUGACAUUUUUCAUGUGGGAUGAAAAUGAGCCCAUAGCUGACUCAAGCCGUGUUUACCUACGUACAAAUAAUUUGAAUCCAACUUCAAUGAAAGUAACAAGAGGACAAAUGGCCAGACAUUUUCUUUGUUUUAUUAUGUAGAAAUUACAUAGUAUGCUUAUUAUGAAUUUUAUACAAUGCUAUUCAAACUGAAAAUUGUAUUUUUUCUGAGUGUGAUUUUUAAAU